Molecule: messenger RNA, 582 nt
Organism: Candidula unifasciata
Lineage: Eukaryota; Metazoa; Mollusca; Gastropoda; Stylommatophora; Geomitridae
Source: the annotation of a GenBank genome assembly
AUGUUAAGUAAAGCUGAUCUAAAAUGUGUUGUAGUUGGAGACGAUUCUGUAGGGAAAACAAGCAUGCUGAUGGGAUAUGCAACUGACAGGUACCCGACCCAGCACGUGCCACCAGUGUUUGACAACUAUGCAGGUUCACUAACAGUUGCAGGCAGGAAGAUACAGAUGCAGAUCAUAGAUGCUGUAGAAGAGGAACAGAAUCCCAAGUUCCGGCACAGUCUUUACGCUGGAACACACAUUUUUGUUGUCUGCUUUUCUGUCAUUAAACCGGAAUCACUGAAACAUGUGGAAGAAGUCUGGAUUCCAGAGAUUCGAUUAUACGCACCAGACACUCCCUUCAUUCUUGUUGGAGCACAAGCAGAUCUACGAUCGGUUGAUGUUAUCAGAGACAUGCUAGCAGCUAGUGGCCAUCAACCCGUGUCUACCAUAGAAGGAAUCACUUUUGCCAGGAGGGUUGGAGCAGCGUGUUAUAUUGAAACAUCACCAGAAGUAGAGAAAAAUAUCCGGAAACUCAUCAACAGUGCCAUUGCCUCAGUGUUGGACUUUCGGGUUGCUGAAAAUAGUUCAUGUGCAAUAUUGUAA